GGGAGGCCGCGGUCCCGGGCUGCAAGGGGCGUGGGUCGGCCGCGAUCCAGCCCGGGCGGAGCCGGCAGCUGCAAGUUGCAGCCUCGAGGUCGAGACGCUCACAGCUCUGGGCUGGAGGCUCCGGAGAGCUCGGGGGUUCCCGAUGCUGCUGCUGCUGCUGCUGCUGCUGCUUUGGCCAGUGCGGGGCACCGGGGUGCUUCCAGGACCUACCCCUGGGCAGCCAGCCACCGCCCGCUGGGUCCUGGAUGGACAACCCUGGCACAGCGCCAGCCUGGAGGAGCCGGUCUGGAGGCCAGAUGUGGGACUGGUGGCCCUGGAGACUGAAGGCCAGGAGCUCCUGCUUGAGCUGGAGAAGAACCACAGGCUGCUGGCCCCAGGAUACACAGAAACCCACUAUCGCCCAGAUGGUCAGCCAGUGGUGCUGGCCCCCAACCACACGGAUCAUUGCCACUACCAAGGGCGAGUGAGGGGCUUCCCCGACUCCUGGGUAGUCCUCUGCACAUGCUCUGGGAUGAGGGGCCUGAUCACCCUCAGCAGCAAUGCCAGCUAUUACCUGCAUCCCUGGCCACCUCAGAGCUCCAAGGACUUCUCAACCCACAGGAUCUUCCGGAUGGAGCAGCUGCUCACCUGGAAAGGAACCUGUGGCCACAGGGAUCCCGGGGACAAAGCGGGCAUGGCCGGCCUUCCUGGUGCUCCCCAGAGAAGGGACAGGCGAGAAGCACGCAGGACCCCGAGGUACCUGGAACUGUACAUAGUGGCAGACCACACCUUGUUCGUGACCCAGCACCGGAACCUGAACCACACCAAACAGCGUCUCCUAGAAGUCGCCAACUACGUGGACCAGCUUCUCAGGACUCUGGACAUUCAGGUGGUGCUGACUGGCCUGGAAGUGUGGACCGAGCGGGACCGUAGCCGCGUCACGCAGGACGCUAACGCCACGCUCUGGGCCUUUCUGCAGUGGCGCCGGGGCCUGUGGGCGCAGCGGCCCCACGACUCCGCACAGCUGCUCACGGGCCGCGCCUUCCAGGGCUCCACAGUGGGCCUGGCGCCAGUCGAGGGCAUGUGCCGCGCAGAGAGCUCGGGAGGCGUGAGCAUGGACCACUCGGAGCUCCCCAUUGGCACCGCAGCCACCAUGGCCCAUGAGAUCGGCCACAGCCUCGGCCUCAGCCACGACCCCGACGGCUGCUGCGUGGAGGCCGCGGCCGAGCCCGGAGGCUGCGUCAUGGCCGCGGCCACCGGGCACCCGUUCCCACGCGUGUUCAGCGCCUGCAGCCGCCGCCAGCUGCGAGCCUUCUUCCGCAAGGGGGGCGGCGCGUGCCUCUCCAAUGCCCCGGACUCCGGGCUCCCAGUGCCACCAGCGCGCUGCGGGAACGGUUUCGUGGAGGCGGGCGAGGAGUGUGACUGCGGCUCUGGCCAGGAAUGUCGCGACCUCUGCUGCUUCGCUCACAACUGCUCGCUGCGCUCGGGGGCCCAAUGUGCCCACGGGGACUGCUGCGCCCACUGCCUGCUGAAGCCGGCUGGAGCACUGUGCCGCCAAGCCAUGGGCGACUGUGACCUCCCUGAGUUCUGCAUGGGUACCUCCCCGGACUGUCCCCCGGACAUUUACCUACUGGACGGCUCGCCCUGCGCCAGGAGCAGUGGCUACUGCUGGGAUGGCACAUGUCCCACGCUGCAGCAGCAGUGCCAGCAGCUCUGGGGGCCUGGCUCCCAUCCAGCCCCCGAGGCCUGUUUCCAGGUUGUGAACUCUGUGGGAGAUACCCAUGGGAACUGCGGCCAGGACAGCGAGGGCCACUUCCUGCCCUGUACUGAGAGGGAUGCUCUGUGUGGGAAGCUGCAGUGCCAGGGUGGAAAGCCCAGCCCACUCGCACCACACAUGGUGCCAGUGAACUCCACCGUUCACCUAGAUGGCCAUGAAGUGACCUGUCGGGGAGCCUUGGCACUCCCUGGUGCAAAGUUGGACCUGCUUGGCCUGGGCCUGGUAGAGUCAGGCACCCAGUGUGGACCUAGAAUGGUGUGCCAGAGCGGGCGCUGUGAGAACACUGCCUUCCAGGAGCUGCAGCGCUGCCUGACUGCCUGCCACAGACACGGGGUAUGCAAUAGCAACCAUAACUGCCACUGUGCUCCAGGCUGGGCUCCACCCUUCUGUGACAAGCCAGGCUUCGGUGGCAGCGUGGACAGUGGCCCUGUGCAGCCUGAAAGCCGUGACACCUUCCUGUUGGCCAUGCUCCUCAGCGCCCUGCUGCCUCUGCUCCCAGGGGCCGGCCUGGCCUGGUGUUACUACCGACUCCCAAGAGCCCAUCUGCAGCGAUGCAGCUGGGGCCGCAGGAGGGACCCUGCGUGCAGUGGGCCUAAGGAUGGCCCACACAGGGACCACCCCCUGGGCAGCAUUCACCCCAUGGAGUUGGGCCCCACAGCCACUGGACAGCCCUGGCCCCUAGCCCCCGGGACUCCUACUGACCAUAUUCACAGCACUCACCCUCCACCAUUGCUCCCAGGCCCUGAGAACCCUCCUGAGCCCAGCAGCCACCCCGAGAAGCCUGUGGCCCACAGCUCCGCCUGACCCGAAGCAGAUCAAGUCCAGAUGCCAAGAUCCUGCCUCUGGUGAGAGGUAGCUCCUGAAAUAACAGAUUUAAAGAUAGCUGGCCACUGACAGCCACUCCAGGAACUUGAACUCCAGGGGCAAAGCCAGUGAAUCACCGGACCUCCGGCACCUUCAGGAGCUUGGAAUUUUCUUCCUCACUGGAGCUCCGACCCACCCACUCCAGGACCCCAGAGCCUCAUUAGAAGCUGCCCAAUGGAGACCCCUCUCCUGAGGGGUAGGGGACACUGUUGGACACACCCUCCAGCUCAAUAAUCCAUCAGUCCCAGAGGCAAAGGUCACACAGCCCCUGACCUUCCUCACUAGUGGAGGCUGGGUACUGCUGGCCACCCGAAAAGGCCUCUGUCCCGUGAGGGUGGUGUGUCUCCUACAUGCAAUUUCCACAGACCCAGCUCUAUGGAGGGCAUGACUGCUGGCCAGAAGCUGGAACUCUGGGGCCCCUAUGGUUCCACUGAGUCCACACUCCCCUGGAGCCUGGCCCCUGCAAACAAACCCAAUUUUGGGGACCUUCCUUCCUGUUCCUUCCCACCCUAUCUUCUCCCCUAGAUGGUUCCUCAACCCCCACCCCCAAUCCCAGUGCUGCACCUGAGGUUCUGGAGGAACCUGGAGUCUGACAGCCUCUCCCCCAUUCUGUGUGUGGGAGGGGACAGAGGGAACCAUUUAAGAUACCAAAGUAGAAGUCAGAAGAAA
This is a messenger RNA of Cebus imitator (Panamanian white-faced capuchin), 3289 nucleotides long. RefSeq names its product ADAM metallopeptidase domain 33 (gene ADAM33). The transcript has 22 exons. Gene Ontology annotation, biological process: proteolysis. Lineage: Eukaryota; Metazoa; Chordata; Mammalia; Primates; Cebidae. Gene Ontology annotation, molecular function: metalloendopeptidase activity. The coding region runs from base 143 to 2560 and encodes 805 amino acids. The record is from RefSeq and is a predicted model, not a curated record.